Messenger RNA from Aspergillus ibericus CBS 121593, 1000 nucleotides. RefSeq names its product U1A/U2B'/SNF family RNA-binding protein. Gene Ontology annotation, molecular function: U1 snRNA binding. The record is from RefSeq and is a predicted model, not a curated record. The coding region runs from base 84 to 842 and encodes 252 amino acids. Gene Ontology annotation, biological process: mRNA splicing, via spliceosome. NCBI's taxonomy places the organism in Eukaryota, Fungi, Ascomycota, Eurotiomycetes, Eurotiales, Aspergillaceae. Gene Ontology annotation, cellular component: U1 snRNP. The transcript has 4 exons.
CAGCACUACUAGAUAGGUCCGGUAGCUUUCAAUCCAAGCCAGUCAAAUCCCACCCAGCGCACCACGUCCGCACACCAGCAAUCAUGGCGGCUGUAACAGCGCCUACUUCCAUUCCCCCAAACUGCACAGUCUACGUCCGCAACCUCGAAGAGCGCAUCAAAGUCGACCAGCUGAAAGAAGCCCUGGACGAGAUCUUCUCCGAAUACGGCACGGUGAUCGAAAUCGUCGCCAAGACGAACCUGAAAGCGAAAGGCCAGGCGUUCAUUGUCUUUGAUUCCGUGGAUUCCGCGACCCGCGCGAUUGACGAAAUCAAUGGCUUCGAGCUGUUCGAUAAACCCAUGGUGUUGGAUUAUGCCAAGACGAGAAGCGAUGCGACGGUUCUAAGAGAGGGCGGGGAGGAUGAGUUGGAGGCGCAUAAGAGGAGGAGAGGGGCUGAGAAGGAACGCAAACAAGCCCACGAAGCCCUGGAAGCCCAGAAAAAGCUCAAGCGGCCACCCGGCGGCGCGCCAACGGAGCCCGGUCGUCCGGCGAAGACAGCCAAGGGUGCUGGUCUCAAACCCACCAGUGGAGCUGCGGCGGCGGUUAUUCCCGACGAGUAUCUGCCGCCCAACAAGAUUCUGUUCUUGCGCGACUUGCCGGAUACGGUGGAUCAGGAGAGCCUGACGGCGGUGUUUGGGCGGUUCGAGGGAUUUCAGGAGGUGCGGUUGGUGCCGGGGCGGAAGGGGAUUGCGUUCGUCGAGUACGAGAACGAGUCUGGGGCGAUCAGUGCGAAGGAGGCGACGUCGGGGAUGCCGAUGGGCGAGGCGGCAAAGCCGAUUCGCGUUACCUACCAGAGACAAUGAUUGUGUGUUGUUUGGCGUUGGGGGUGGGUAUUUCUUCUUAACUUCUGUCUCGUGUCUAUGUAUCUUUUUACAACACUAUACGAUUUGUUCUUUAUGGUUGGUAUCUGGAAGAACUUGUUGUUCGAUGUCGGUCUGCCUGGGGAAUAGUUGCGGUGUAG